AAAAAAACAUGAAAUAAUUCAAUACUUGGAGAAAUUUACAGCUUACGUAGUAUGAAGAGCUAAUCAAUGCAAUCUCUUUGUGGAUUCGUGAUAAGAGGCGAAGGGUUUCCUAUUCCCAAUCUGUCUCUUCUUUACCUAGGGUGAGAGGGAGACCUAAUUCCAAUUCGUUUUCCUCCCUCUCUCCUUCUUGAUCCCUUUUCUUUGUCCGGAGGGAAAGAUGGAAGAAGUUUUUUUUAGAAAUAUACAUUUAAUACUGGUUUAAUUAUUUUAGAUUUAUUAAAGGUAUACACACAGGUCAAGAAGCAAAGGGUGUGCGUUAGAUACGGGCUCCGCGAUGGCGACUAAUGGCGGGUCUCCGUCGGCUGUCCCUGACCAUGUAUUAACUCUGGAGGAGAAGGAGGUAGCAACUGCUGCUCCAGUUUACAUGUCAAUGGUCGACCCUUUUCUCAUUGAGGCUCUUCAAAACCCUCGCCAUCGCCUUACCAUUCUGCGUAUGGAACUUGACAUUCAGAAGUUUCUGCAAAAUCCAAAUUUGGAGGAGUUUGAGUUACCAUCAUUCCCUACUUCGUAUCUCCGUCUUGCAGCCCACCGAGUUGCUCAACAUUAUUGCUUGCUGACUAUGGUGGACACCACUGUUGAUGGCCAGGGGACUCGUAUUAUGGUGAAGAAAAAGGUUGACUCUAAAUUCCCACCAGUUUGUUUAUCAGAGGUCCCACUUAAACAAUCAGAGGGUGACAAACUGGACCAGAUUAAAAUUGUAUUACGGCAAAGGCCUAGUAGAGCUUCCUUGGGAAAGAGUGAUGAUUUGGGAAGCCAACACAGUGCUGUGAGAACUGUUGAGGAGAGAAAGGAGGAAUAUGAUAAGGCAAGAGCACGCAUUUUUAACAGUCCAAACAGUUCUGAAACAGAAGAAUCAUUAGUUCAGAGUGGUUACAAUGAGAAUGACAGCUUAGAUGAAAAUGAAUAUGUAAGGAGCUCAAUUAUUGAUUUUGAGAAAAAUUUACGCAUCAGGCCCACCAGGGAAAAUAGGACUUCUAGGGUGGCCAUUCUUAGGGACAGGGAGAAGGAUCUUACUGAUCCUGAUUAUGACCGAAGUUAUGAAAGAUAUGUUAAGAGUAUUCCUGCCAAUCAUAGCCUUAACAUGACACCUGUCAAUAUUCAGAAGUUCCAGCCUCCAUAUGUGCACUAUGAUUCUGCUUUUGCUCUGCCCGCUCAGAUGCAUAGAUCUCACAGUUCGUUAAACUAUAGAAACCCUAUACUGAACCCUUACUGUGCGGUGGGAUUAAACCAAAUGUCUAAUGAUGUCAACAUGCAAUGGCCUACUCAGUCCAUGAUGUAUGCACAUUCGUAUGAGCAGCUUAGCCAUGUUGGUUUUCAGGUUCCCUUGUGUCCACAUCCAUUAAGUUUUGAUUACUCACAUCACCAUUGUUGACUGCCUACCCAGUAGUAUUUUUUAUUUCCAGAUUGAGAUGGUCUGUAUAACUGGAUGCAAUGUUUUGCCAUAUUUAACAUAACUUUCAUCUUUUGUUGGAUGUUGACAAUUUACAUUUUCCUAGCUGCAAACAUACCCUUGAUGUUUCUCCUAAACUGCCAAUUGGCUUUUUAUGGCCUUGAAUGAUAGGUAAAAAACGUAAAAAUCACCUGAAGUAUUAAGUCAAUAAAUUUUCUCUUUCCGAGAAUUGUGUUGC
Cuscuta europaea is the source of this 1688-nucleotide messenger RNA. NCBI's taxonomy places the organism in Eukaryota, Viridiplantae, Streptophyta, Magnoliopsida, Solanales, Convolvulaceae. The record is from the annotation of a GenBank genome assembly.